Diachasmimorpha longicaudata is the source of this 6616-nucleotide messenger RNA. RefSeq names its product mediator of RNA polymerase II transcription subunit 1 (gene MED1). Gene Ontology annotation, molecular function: transcription coregulator activity. Gene Ontology annotation, cellular component: mediator complex. Lineage: Eukaryota; Metazoa; Arthropoda; Insecta; Hymenoptera; Braconidae. The transcript has 8 exons. Gene Ontology annotation, biological process: regulation of transcription by RNA polymerase II. The record is from RefSeq and is a predicted model, not a curated record. The coding region runs from base 332 to 5470 and encodes 1712 amino acids.
AAGUUCACUCGUAUAUCUAUAGAGAGGUCGUACAGACCAGUAGGUAAAGCGUCGUCGUCACGGCAUUUAUUUAUACACAUAUAUAUAUCAAAUAUUGUCACUGUAUUCGUACGACGAAACUCCAAUCGCUUCGAGUUUAUGUGAACGACCGUUUGACUACUUGUUUCAAGAUGUGCAAAGGUUAGAUCUAGUGUUGGUGGAGUCUACGAUAAACUAUCAGUGAAGCAGAUGUUACUGUCAUAAUGUAGCAGGACAUUUUAAUGUCAUUAAUUUCCGUGAAGGAUUGACUCACAGGGUAAAAAGGCAUUCAUAGGAUCUCUGAAGAGGGUCUAUGGAUGCUACUAAUGGCCAGAAGCCCUUCGGUGGGCAUCCACCCACUGGAGGGACCACCGGUGUGGAUAAGAAUAAAGAGUGGCAAAUGGAGCUGCUCAUGGAGAAAUUGCGAUCAAAAUCAUCAGCACUGAAGAGUCUCGUGGAAACUGCUAAGAACUUACGAAUGGCAAUGCUCGACAAGAGGUUUGCCAUCGACAGCGUUGAGAAAGGUCAGCUACAAAAAUGUCUCGACACACUCCAACAUUCCAUCAAAGUCACAUCACUCCAGUCAAUGGUAGAAAGGCUCGAGAGUCUCACCAGGCAAUUAGGAUUGAAGUUUGCUAUGGUACCCAGUACAACUGAGACAGGAUUAUUCAUCUCAUCUGAUAUGUUUUUCCUGGAGGUGCUUCUGGAACCCUCUGGAGUCGUUAAGGAUGUGAAAAUUCAACACGAAGGAAAGAGCGAACAACAGAGCUGUGAAGAACUGGUUUCUUGUCUCGAGAGAGGUGAUUUUGUAGAUUUCACUGCUCAACUCGAAGGGCUUGCGUCGAUUUAUCAGCUGAAUGCUGAUAAGAAAGUUAAGUGUAAAGCUUUCAGUGCUUUGCAGUCUCUGGAAGCGGAUUUGGGGGUUUUAGCGCAAUUACAGACUUUCAUGAAGGAACCUUUCAAUCUCGUUCACAAAAGCCCAGUUGGUAUCCUCGAGAGGCGAAAAGGUGGUCACGCCAUGAAGUUAACGUACUUCGUCUCGCCUUACGACUUGAUCGAUCUGGAGAAUCGCAUAAGCGAUCAACUAACACCGGAAGCAGUGAUAACUCGUAAGAUUGGUCACUCAGUGACAGUUUGUCUCGAAGGUUCAACAGCCCACAAGCUCCCCACAACAAGUAUCCUGACAGUGAAUCGUUCAGCAACGGGUAAGAAUACCCCAUCAUACGCCCCCUUGACAGGUUCAAAUUCGUCAAUGCUGCCAGCUUGCUUCGUUCUGAAGCUCGCGAAGAGGAUGCCAAUGUGCGUGGAACUCCUGAAUCAAAUCCAAAAAGUCACUGAACUCGAUUGUAUCGAUGUGUCCCCACCUCAGCCCCUCUUAAGCCUCAUCGUCCAGCACUCGAGUCUCGGCCAAUUGGACAGUAGAAACAAUCGUGGAUUGUACGUAACCCUUCCUGACCAACAGCACUGCUACUUCAUGACCGAGAAUAAGAGCAUGGAGGGUGUCCUGGUGGGUAGCAUUCCCUUCACUCAUCCAGCUCACGUACCACGAAUUCUCGGUUAUCUUCGUCAACAAGCCCUCUUCAACACUCUCCUCACCAGUUGUGUUCGGCCAAUGGCACGUCACGAUCUCGAACACACGACAAUGUUGGAAAUAAGUGCCCUGUCAUGGCAGCAUGUGUCAAUAAGCCUCGAGCAUCCGUUUGAGGAGACAAUGGCAACAGCUGAACUCGAUUUAUCUGAUAUAUCAGCUGUUAAAUGCAAAUUGUACGGUGUCAGUGUAAGUGAUGAUGAAAAAACUGCUGACGUAAUAAGUAAAGUAUUGCAAAGGUGCCUUAAUAUACCAGUAACAAUGAGAGCACUCAUCAACACUUGGGAAGGACGUAAUUCAAUUCCAAUGAGUAAUAUUACCAACAGCGGUGCUAGUGGUGGUACAACAAAUGGUGGUAAUUACAGUGGUAAUUUACAGGGACCCCAGAACGGUCACGAUGGUAAUACACCCAUGGAUUUUACAAAUGGCGAUAGUAAUAUUAAAGUUGAGCCUGGAUUGAAUGGUAAUGGUAUGAGACAGCAAAUAACAAAUCAACAGCAGCAGUCUUUUUUAGAUGCCGGAACGGAGAAUAGUAUCGGGUUUCCGUCGUUUUCCGGCCAAUCCGAUACACAAAAUACGAUGUUAAAUCCAUUGCAAUUGGGUGCACUACUGCAAGGAAAGAGUUCACCAGUUGGUGGAAUGUCCUCGACAACACCAACGUCGGAUAGAUCGAAGAAAAAUAGAAAAAGAAAGGCAGCGGAUGGCAUUUGGAGAAGCCCCAAGAGUAAGACUGAUGAUUCAGGAGAAAUUUUACUCGAGAGCUCGAGCUCUGAUUCAACACCCCUGGGUACACCAACAUCUAGAGAUAAUGCUAAUGGUACAAGAACCCCUACGCCUACGUCAGCAGCUGUCAGUUUGGUCACUGGAUUGGAUCUUUCAAAUCUUGAUACUAGUGAUAUUGUCAGUGGUGACACGAGAAGUUCCACUGAUUAUGAUGUAGAUAAUGGAUCUGAGGUGAUGGAGGUUGAUGAUUUGCCUGAUGAUUAUAACGAAAUCAUGAAGAAGGAGAGAAAGUCGAGAAAAAAUCGAGAGGAGAAGAAGAGCCCGAAUGUUUUCGAUGAGAAAAGUAGUUUGGUGCCUUCGUCACUCAGUAUAACACAGAUAACAAAUAGUGGCGUUACUAUCACACCAACUAGUUAUAAUUCAGUGCUACCUGGGAUUAGUUUGGAGAGAAGACCUGGGAUUGAGUUGAUUCCCAUAACAUCUACGUCUUUAUCCAGUUCUGUGACGAUCACUCCGAUCGCUCCAGCCACGAUAAAGCCCAUGAAUCCGGAGGACAGAAGGGAUAGGAAGAAGAGUGACGAUAAGGGAAGGAUGGAGAAGAGGAGGAAACGAAAGAAGGAGGACAGUCCCAUGGGGCCACCUGAGAAACUACCUAUUAAGUCGCAGGAUCCAUUAUCCAAACCAAUUUCUGUCAGUAUUAAGCCAGAGCCUCAGCAGAAUAUUUCGAGGCCAUCGUCACCGGCCACGAUUAAGCGGUUUAAUCCUUCGCCGACGCAUACGAGUCCGUUAGCGCUUGUUGGGAAGUCAUCGCCGGGGGUUAAGUCCUCGUCGUCGGGAAACAGCACACCCUCGUCAAGCUCUUCGACUUCCAGCAAAUCCUUGCCGAGCCCCAAACAUUCACCGGUCUACAGCAGUCCGAAACACACGUCCUCAGGUAUAUCUGCCAACGUAAGCCCAAAACACGGCACAUCAUCCCCGAAGCACGGGAGUUCUGCCAGUUCCGGGAAGCCAAGCAUGUCUGCCUUGAAAUCAGCAACCAACAACUCUCCCUCGAGCAAGAGCAGCGAUCAGAGCUCAUCGAAGCCAAAAUCCUCGAGUAAAGAUCCCUUCAGAGACAAAGACCGAAAAACCGCAUCCUCUUCGGCAUUAUCCUUCAGUGGUUCUGGUCACCAAAGUCCAAAGACAAAAUCCUCAAGUAGCAAAGUGAAGUCAAUCGAUCUUCUUCCGAGCUCAGAGGCCCAAUCAUCGCUCCCCGGUAGUGGAAGCAGUACUCCACCUUCUGGUAGCUCCGACCUAAGUAAAUCAACAUCGGCCCAGCAACAAGCGAGGAACCGUAAAGGCUCUCUGAGUGCUGUGAUCGAUAAAUUGAAGAACGCUCAACACGUCAGCGACGAGGGAAACGGCAGUGGUAAAUCCGGGGAAUCUAACUCCAAGGAAAGACCUCCAACCUCAUCAACGAAGAGCAGCGAGGGUAAGAGUGCAGGAAAAAACAGUCCGUCGACUGAUAGCAAAAAUCCUGGUGAGUACAUGGUAAAACACAGUUCAGACGGAAUGAAGAUAACGAUCAACAAGACGAGGGCUAAAGACUCGAAAACUGGCAACAUGAAGAUGUCCUCUGGUGGAGGGAGAGACUCAGUGAGCUCAUCAGGAUCGUCGUCAUCGGGAAAUGGAUCCCCGAAAACUCACACUGGACUAAAGCCUGGGGUCAACUCCGGACCGGCUUCGAAGAAGCCUCAGUCGCAGUCCUCUCUGAAGGGUCAACAAGCCAUGAAUGCUGCAGGUAUGUCGAACAAGGUCGGUUUGCCGGGUCAGAAAGUCUCAAUGAAGUCGACCUCAGGAUCAUCGAGUGGAGGUGGGAUUCUCACGAAAAACAUCACAUCAAAAUCGUCAGGAUCACCGAAAAUGUCGAGCUCAGGCGCCACUGAUCUGAGCAGAAGUCGCGACAAAUCGCGAAUGCCAAAGUCGGGGGAGAAAUCUGGGGGACUGUUUGGAUCAAAGUCGACGGAUAGAAAGGCCAGUCCAUCAGCUCUGCGAGAGGAGAGUGAAACGGAAAGGGCCUUCAAACUUCUUGCUGCACACGCAUCAAUGUCCAGUGUUCCUCCUCAGAUGCUGGUCGAGGGUCUCAUCAAACAGCAAUUGGACACUAAUUUUCAGAUACCAAAGUUGUCAGCGCGAAACACAGACUCGGGUGAUAAAAAAUCAACGAGUGAUAAACUGCCAGCUUCCGAGCACGGCGGAAACAAAUUCUUGGAGGGUUUGUCGACGAGUAAGAUCGAUUCUAAGAUUCAGAACGUGAAUAUGUCGAGCUUGAAAUCCUCAGAUUUGUUGGAGAGACGUGAAGUGACCCAGAAUAAGUCGGACAAUUCAUCGACUGUCUUGCCACUGAUGAGCAUCAACGUACUUGAUGGAUCUCUUCUAAAAUCAUCAAAUGUACCUGUUACCCAUGACUCCGAUGUACCCACGAACUUGUCGAUGCAACCAGACGUGGAGACAAGGGAUGUCUGCAAGGAUUUGACAAUGAACCCUAGGAAUUCAACUCCUCAAUUUCUGAAAAAUAUUCCAACAGGUGAUGGAAAUGAUGAUAACAUCCUGCCUCAUGCCGACACGUCGGACACUAUUGUCUCAUCAAAGACAUCAACCUUUCCCCCGUCAGAUUCCUCAUUAUCUGCUGCCUCGGAGAGCUUGAAUCUGUGCACCAAACCAGCUGAUACUGCCUUGAGCAAAUACAAAUCAGACGAUCGUAAAGAGAAAACUUCAUCAGUUCUUCCAAUGUCUUCAAAUACAUCAUUGUCGAUAGAUGCACCUGUUAAAUCAACGACUCCAGUGCCUAGUGCUGAUGCGAAUGAUAUGCUGUUGGAUUUUUCAACACCGAAGGAUGUGGGAAAGGUUUCGUUGUCGAGUAUUCCUGAAAGAGCGAUGAGCCUUCAAACUCCUGUCCGGAGAAAUACUCCACCUCCACCUCCACCACCGCCAACAUUUCCACCGAGUCCAUCAGUGUCUGUGCAUAUUCUCAAGAGUCCAGUUCCAUCACCCAGGGUCAUUCCACCAUCACCGCAUUCAGCAGCAUCGCCCUGUAUUACUGAUGAUGAACUUAUGGAUGAGGCACUGGUGGGAUUAGGAAGGUCUACGAAUGCUUUGUAACUUCGCUUCAAUUCCGAGAUAUUUGUCAAAAAAGUCAGAAAUGAAGUUCUAAUACAGAAUGAGUAAGUUCAAUCUCAGGGUGAUUUAUUGGUGGAUAUCUCUGAAUUUGAGCCCGAGGGGAAUUAUCAUUUCACUGAAACAUUCUGGCAGGUAAUAUGUGAAUUGGCCAUUGGGCCCAUUGUGUACAAAGGUAAAUUACAGAGAUUCCUCAAUUACUGUAAUUGCUGUCAAACGAAACUAUCGAGAUGAUUUUCGAAAAAUACUCCAGUUAGGCCUUAGACUUAAACAUUUGCCUUAUUUUCUUGGAUUUUAGUAUCUCGUUUUGUCAGAAUUUUCGAAUAUUAUGUUGAUUUUUGAAGUCUUCCAGGAGAUGAACUAAAAAUCUGAAAAUGAAUCCUCUAAAUUUUUUUUUUCACUUUCUGUUGCAACUCAUUUACCACCCGGAUCGUGAAUAUUGAUUUUCUAAAUAAUAUGAAGGUCUUCAAUCAACGAUAAUAGUUUGUAAAUGUUAACCGGUUUAAAUCGUCGUGUGCUUCCCUUUGACAAUAAUACAACAAUUAUUUCUCCCUCGAUCCUGCGCCCAUGGGUACGGUAAUAAUACUAAUAACAUUAUUUCUCCGUUUCUCACUUUUUUAACAGUUAAACUCGUGUUUGUGAGUACUGAAGAGUCUGUCGGAAUAAAUUAUUUAGAUAGGGAUGGAAAAAUUGUAGAAUAAUUGUUGCCGAUGACACGGAGAUUGAGAGCUUUGAAUGACGAAAAUGUGGUUCACUAUAAAAGUUCAAAGUAACAAAUUUUUAAACUAUGUACUGCCCAAUCGAGAAAGAAAAAUACAUUUCCAACCCAAUUGAUGGCACUGAGAAGAAGAUAUUUCAUUAACUUGUAAAAACUAUAGUGUCUACGUAUGCAAAAUGCGAUAGUACAUGUAAAGUAAAAUGUAAUGGAAAACUAAUGUAUAAAAAAACGACAAAAAGAAUAUUGAAAAAUAAUACAGAGAAGGAGUGAGUAUGUUUACAUGUAUAUAUAUGUGCAUAUGGUAUGUGUAUACAUGUACAUAUACAUAAUCAUGACGUAUUAUCUUUUUCUUCCGGUGACCUAUGAUUAAUGAUCUGAGGCUCGCGAAUAAAUAUAUUUCCUUGUUUUAAAAA